Messenger RNA from Elgaria multicarinata webbii, 4714 nucleotides. It is a transcript of the gene AGO2, whose product is annotated as argonaute RISC catalytic component 2. Bases 93 to 2696 code for a protein of 867 amino acids. Lineage: Eukaryota; Metazoa; Chordata; Lepidosauria; Squamata; Anguidae. Gene Ontology annotation, biological process: regulation of DNA-templated transcription; regulatory ncRNA-mediated post-transcriptional gene silencing. The record is from RefSeq and is a predicted model, not a curated record. Gene Ontology annotation, cellular component: RISC complex. Gene Ontology annotation, molecular function: single-stranded RNA binding; protein binding; miRNA binding. The transcript has 19 exons.
CCGCUGCCUCGCUUCACCUCGCCUCCCCCCUCCCCCCCCAAAAAAAGCUCCUCAAGAAGAAGAGGCGCCACGCCGCCCGCGCACCGACAGCCAUGUACACGCCGGGGGGAGCAGCCCCCGUGGCCGCGGGACCCGUACUUGCAACACCUCCGCCACUGCCACCUCCAGUGCAGGCAUAUGCAUUUAAACCUCCUCCUCGACCUGACUUUGGUACUUCAGGGAGAACAAUCAAACUACAAGCCAACUUUUUUGAAAUGGACAUUCCCAAAAUCGACAUCUACCAUUAUGAAUUGGAUAUAAAGCCAGAGAAGUGCCCUAGAAGGGUUAACAGAGAAAUAGUUGAACACAUGGUCCAGCACUUUAAAGCGCAGAUAUUUGGGGAUCGUAAGCCAGUAUUUGAUGGGAGAAAAAACCUCUAUACAGCUAUGCCACUUCCAAUAGGGAGAGAUAAAGUGGAAUUGGAGGUCACAUUGCCAGGAGAAGGGAAAGACAGAAUAUUUAAAGUGGCGAUAAAGUGGAUGUCGGGUGUGAGUCUGCAGGCUUUACAUGAUGCUCUCUCUGGUCGUCUUCCAAGUGUUCCUUUUGAAACAAUUCAGGCACUGGAUGUAGUAAUGAGGCACCUGCCUUCCAUGAGGUAUACUCCAGUGGGCCGGUCUUUUUUUACUGCAUCAGAAGGAUGCUCAAACCCCUUGGGUGGGGGCAGAGAAGUUUGGUUUGGAUUCCAUCAAUCAGUUAGGCCUUCACUGUGGAAAAUGAUGCUUAACAUUGAUGUAUCUGCAACAGCAUUUUAUAAGGCACAGCCAGUAAUUGAGUUUGUAUGUGAAGUUCUGGAUUUCAAAAGUAUUGAAGAACAACAGAAACCUCUGACAGAUUCCCAAAGGGUUAAGUUUACCAAAGAAAUUAAAGGUUUGAAGGUGGAAAUCACUCAUUGUGGGCAAAUGAAGAGAAAAUACCGCGUAUGCAACGUUACCAGACGACCAGCAAGUCACCAAACAUUCCCGCUUCAGCAGGAGAGCGGACAGACAGUUGAAUGCACUGUAGCGCAAUAUUUUAAGGAUAGGCACAAGUUGGUUUUACGCUACCCUCAUCUUCCAUGUUUACAAGUUGGACAGGAGCAGAAACAUACAUACCUUCCUCUGGAGGUAUGUAACAUAGUGGCAGGACAGAGGUGUAUAAAGAAGCUGACAGACAAUCAAACUUCCACUAUGAUAAGGGCAACUGCUAGAUCAGCACCAGACCGUCAAGAAGAGAUUAGCAAACUGAUGCGAAGUGCAAGUUUUAAUACUGACCCUUUUGUUCGUGAAUUUGGAAUUAUGGUCAAAGAUGAAAUGACUGAUGUGACGGGUCGGGUCCUGCAGCCGCCUUCAAUUCUGUAUGGAGGCAGGAACAAAGCAAUUGCUACACCAGUUCAAGGGGUUUGGGAUAUGAGGAACAAACAGUUUCACACUGGAAUUGAAAUAAAAGUCUGGGCAAUUGCUUGCUUUGCUCCGCAGCGCCAGUGCACUGAGGUCCACCUUAAAUCCUUCACAGAACAGCUGAGGAAGAUAUCAAGAGAUGCAGGAAUGCCCAUCCAGGGACAACCUUGCUUUUGUAAAUAUGCCCAGGGAGCAGAUAGUGUGGAGCCAAUGUUUCGACAUCUAAAGAACACCUAUGCCGGGUUGCAGCUUGUAGUAGUCAUUUUGCCAGGGAAAACUCCUGUUUAUGCGGAGGUGAAACGUGUGGGUGAUACUGUAUUGGGCAUGGCCACUCAGUGUGUGCAGAUGAAAAACGUGCAAAGGACAACACCGCAGACUCUUUCCAAUCUGUGCUUAAAGAUCAAUGUCAAACUGGGAGGAGUAAAUAACAUUUUACUGCCCCAGGGAAGGCCUCCAGUAUUUCAACAGCCUGUAAUUUUCCUGGGUGCAGAUGUCACUCAUCCACCAGCUGGAGAUGGGAAAAAACCAUCCAUCGCUGCUGUUGUAGGUAGCAUGGAUGCCCACCCUAAUCGAUACUGUGCCACUGUGAGAGUCCAGCAGCAUCGCCAAGAAAUCAUCCAAGAUUUGGCUGCCAUGGUUAGGGAGCUACUGAUUCAGUUCUAUAAAUCAACCCGAUUCAAACCAACACGGAUUAUUUUCUACAGAGAUGGUGUUUCAGAGGGGCAGUUCCAACAGGUUCUCCAUCAUGAAUUGCUGGCUAUCAGAGAAGCAUGUAUUAAGCUUGAAAAAGACUACCAGCCUGGGAUUACGUUUAUUGUUGUGCAGAAGAGGCAUCACACCAGGCUCUUCUGUACAGACAAAAAUGAAAGGGUUGGAAAAAGUGGAAACAUUCCAGCAGGUACAACAGUGGACACAAAAAUCACCCACCCUUCAGAGUUUGACUUCUACCUGUGUAGUCAUGCUGGUAUUCAGGGAACAAGCAGACCAUCUCAUUACCACGUUCUCUGGGAUGACAAUCGUUUCUCUUCGGAUGAGCUUCAAAUUCUUACCUACCAACUGUGUCAUACGUAUGUACGCUGUACUCGUUCUGUUUCAAUCCCUGCACCAGCAUACUAUGCGCACCUGGUUGCCUUCAGAGCCAGGUAUCAUCUGGUGGAUAAAGAGCAUGAUAGUGCCGAAGGGAGUCACACUUCAGGCCAGAGCAAUGGCAGAGAUCAUCAAGCACUUGCAAAAGCUGUUCAGGUUCAUCAGGAUACAUUACGCACCAUGUACUUUGCUUGACAUGUUGCAAUGAUUUAAGUAACUCAGUUCCGAGUUGGAUUCACAGGAGACCAGCUGCACUUAGACCAACAGUUGCCCAAGCUACAGUGACAGCCAGCAAUGAGUGAUGCAUCUUUAUUUUAUUAGAUUUUUAAAUUAUUAUUUUUCCAUUUGCAAGGAAGCCUUCCGUCCGGAAUUUCAGACUUGAUUGUGAACUGUAGACCUGUAUAAAAUUGCACAGCUAUUAGAAUUGUGGAUUUGCCAAAAUCAAAAGCUGCUUGUCAGGAGAAAAGGAAAAUAAUAAUAAUAAUUAAUAAUAAUAAUUAAUAAUAAUAAUUAAUAAUAAUAAUGAAAACCCACAUUCUGUAACUAAAUCUAGAGCUGUGAUCUCAGGGCUAACCCAGCAAACACUUUUCAUUUAGUUAUGCCGUUCUCCAUAUAUAGUUGUUUGUAAUUAAUCUGAAAAUGCCUGCUUAAGAUCAGGCUUAUUGGGCCUGGAAAAAGCUACGAAUCUGCUUUUUUUCCCUGGAAAAAAAGCACUACUUUGGGUGCCAUCGAAAUCUUCUAUCAUUCUGGAUGCAUUCACAAAUCUUUUAUUAUUGCAAUGUAAAAGGGGAGAAAUCUGGUUUGUCCCCUGCUGUGUUUUAUAGAUGAACAGUCUGUGAGGGUCUAUGGGCAAAAAGUAUUUUUUUGAAGUUUGUUCUUGAAUGUCUUUCAUUGUGCUGUUUAUUUUUUUUGUAGAAUGGAUUAUGGAAUACUUUCAUUUAGAAAAAGGAGCUUUAUCUAUACUUUUUAUUAGGUCCACUGAAAGAUUAGCAAAGCGUGCCAUUUAAAAAUAUAUUUUUUCCUUUAAAAAAAUAUCCAUUACAAUUAUUAAUCAUGGAGUUUGUCCUAUAGGACUGUGACACUUAAUUUUCCAAAGCUUUUCUAAAGAAUACGGGUCUGUGGUGAUACAGUACAAUCUUUUUCACUGUUAUGUUUGAAUUAAUGUAAAAUUUAUAUAUGUUUCACAGUAUUAACAUGAUAGACUAGAUGCUAUUUAUUUUUAUUUACUAAGGAGUGCUCAACAUAGUUCUGUUAACAUAUCAUAAAUUGAAAAAAAGCUUUGGAUUUUAGAAAUGAGAAAUUUAUUGUGUGGACACUAGUGAUCUGGGUCAGAAUUCAUCAACCAUAGCUAUCGCAAGUUCUCUGUUCAUUUCAACAGUGCUUUACCCAAAACCCAUUAAAAUGAAUAGAGGUUAUGCUGCAGCAGUACUAGGUGUAUUGCACCUUUUAAAAAGCAGGAAUAUGCAACUGACUUGUGUGGCAGAAUUGAGAGAUUUACCUGGUGUAUAUAUAUCAUUUCUUCAGCUUGUAUCUGGAAGGAUUUUGAAGAGUUCAACUAGCUCAGUACAUCUAACACCUUGUAGUUUAUUCAUGGACAUGAAAGAACAGUUCUAGAUUAAUUCAAACACAAAAAUAAUUCUUCUGUUUGAUCAUCUGAGACUCAGAAGUGGAAGGAAAGACAUUUAAUGUUUACUUGAAGAGGGAAGUGAUGGUCUUACACAUAAAAUGAAUAGAAAGGGGUAAGGAUGGAUGCCAUUUUCUUUAGAGAAGCAUUAAUUCAGACAUAGAUCUACUAAAAAUAAAAGCUUCUGUCUAUUUGCACAACAUUCAUCAAAAUGAUUAUUCACAAACACCAUUGCACUAAUGAUGACAACAGGAACACUACUAGGAUACUGUAAAACAAAGCCCAGGAAGUUUUCCUCUUAAUCUGAUCUCACUGAAUUAAAAAAAAAAAACACUCAAAAACUAAUCACAUUGAGUCAGUGUUAAAUACCUUAAUAUUUUUUAAACCUUCCUAAGAUUCAUUCAGGUUUAUUUUCUUUCUCCUGAAAAGCAGAACAGCUGCUGUUGCAAGAUAUGUGCCCAUUCUCCAUUCAGUGAAGUAGGGAAAAUGGGAUCAGGCUGUGCUAGGGUUAUUAUGGUAUUGCAGAACUGAUUGUUUAUGCCUGAGCAAAAAAAUGCUCACAUAUUUUGUUGCCUAUAAAAAUGUUAGG